UUAAAGAAAGAUAGAGAAAAAAAAAAAAAAACUCUUCCUCGACCGACAUCGUCCUCUUCAAUAAGAACCCUACCUUCUUCUAUUUGGUAUGCUAUUAAGGCCGUCCAUUUUCUUCUUCAAUUAAUUCCUUCGUUUCGCAAAUAUAAACAAAAACGGAGAAAGGAAACCUCUCAGAUCUGACAACUCCCUCUCUCAGAUCCAUGGCUCGUUUGUUUCUCUUCUCUUUCUUUGCUUCUCUUCUAUUUUCUCUUUGUUUUGCUGAGAUCCGAUAUUCUGAUAUCCGAUCUGAUGACCGCCCGAUUAUCCCUUUCGACGAGUUUGGUUUUACUCACAAGGGUCAACUCGAGCUCAACGUCUCUAACAUCCAGCUUUCUAACCAAAACCCUGAUCUCGACCUCUCCAAGGUCGGAUUCUUCCUCUGCACCCGAGACUCCUGGCUCCACGUGCUCCAGCAGAUCGAGGACGGCGAGAUCACUUGCGCUCUCCAAUCGGACCUUAUCAAGCACGUCUUUACCUUCAACAAGCUCCAAAAAGGCCAGGGCAAGUUCUCCGUUCUCUUUCCCGAAAACGAUGCCGAUCAGUACACUCUUGUUUUUGCCAAUUGCUUGAAUUCGCUCAAGGUGUCCAUGGACGUCAACUCGGCCAUGUACAAUCUCGAAAGGAACAAUAACCGCGAUUAUCUCUCCGCCGGCAAGACUAUUCUCCCUCGCGUUUAUUUCUUGUUCUCCCUCAUUUAUUUUGUUCUCGCCGGAUUAUGGAUUCACGUUCUGUACAAGAAACGACUCACCAUUUUCAGAAUCCAUUUCUUCAUGCUGGCCGUGGUUGUUUUGAAGGCAUUGAAUUUAUUAUGUGAAGCAGAGGAUAAGUCUUAUAUCAAGAGGACUGGUAGUGCUCACGGAUGGGAUGUGUUGUUUUAUAUAUUCAGCUUUUUGAAGGGGAUUACUCUGUUUACUUUGAUUGUGUUGAUUGGAACGGGAUGGUCCUUUUUGAAGCCCUACUUGCAGGACAAGGAGAAGAAGGUUUUGAUGAUUGUGAUUCCACUCCAGGUUGUGGCAAAUAUGGCUCAGAUAGUCAUCGAUGAAACAGGACCAUACGGUCAGGACUGGAUCACCUGGAAGCAGGUUUUUUUACUGGUUGACGUUGUAUGCUGCUGUGCUGUUUUGUUCCCCAUUGUUUGGUCCAUUAAGAACCUACGUGAGGCCGCCAAGACAGACGGGAAGGCUGCAGUGAAUUUGAUGAAGUUGACUCUGUUUAGGCAGUAUUACAUCGUGGUAAUUUGCUAUAUCUACUUUACCCGCGUGGUCGUAUACGCAUUGGAGACUAUAACUUCUUAUAAGUAUCUAUGGACCAGCGUGCUAGCUGGAGAGCUGGCGACAUUGGCGUUUUAUGUGUUUACUGGAUAUAAGUUUAAGCCUGAGGCGCAUAAUCCAUACUUUGUGAUCGAUGAUGAUGAGGAGGAGGCUGCAGCAGAGCAAUUGAAGCUGGAAGAUGAGUUUGAGUUGUAAUUCCUUUAGAUAUCGAUUGAACAAGAUGCCCUUCCUGGAAAUUGGGACGAUUAAGGUAGGAAUCGGAUCAUUGUUACAAUGGUCGGGUCUCUAUGAACAUUUUGACUAUUAUGGGGUAAAUGUGACUGCUUAUUAUGUGUUCUAUUUGUUUUCUUGUUGAUGCACUGUUUUUUCGCUUUUUAGAUAAAAUAGUACAGGUUCAUAAAUGAUCAUCUCUCUCCGUUAUACUGGAUAUUGGAUAGUGUCUAGUGUGUACAAGUUCUCAAACUAAUCUUUUUAACUAGUGUUUUUGGCAAAA
Hevea brasiliensis (rubber tree) is the source of this 1803-nucleotide messenger RNA. RefSeq names its product protein CANDIDATE G-PROTEIN COUPLED RECEPTOR 7. The transcript has a single exon. The coding region runs from base 201 to 1505 and encodes 434 amino acids. Gene Ontology annotation, biological process: transport. Gene Ontology annotation, cellular component: Golgi apparatus; membrane. The record is from RefSeq and is a predicted model, not a curated record. Lineage: Eukaryota; Viridiplantae; Streptophyta; Magnoliopsida; Malpighiales; Euphorbiaceae.